AUGACGUCCCGCGAAGAUAGUGUUUUGGCCGCCAGAGACCCGUCUCUCACGGACGAGAACGACUGGGAAGAAUUCAGCCUGUCCGAGGUCCGGAUCCUGGUACCUGGAAAGUCGCGCUAUGCCAAUCUGCUCACUGCGACGCCUGAGAAUCCGGUACAGGUAACGGGGUGUCUGGAUGAGGUUGAAGAGGAGCAGGAGAAGCUGGUUCUUGACCAGGAUUACCUUACGAAGCGGAUUGUUAUCGAUAAUGUGAGCCAUUUUGCAUAUGGCCAGCAUAAUGACGGCGAAGUUGGGAUUUGGGUUGCCGGGCGGGCGGGUUGGUUCUCUAUCUCGCCGGCGAGGGGGUAUCGGGCCAUGUUCAAUGAGGUCGUCGAGGCGAUUGAUCUGUUGUACUUCUUGACGGACCGACAUAAGCCCAAGCGGAGGAAGAAGAGGAAUUGGAAUCCGAGUCUGGAAUAUUUGUGUGAUGAGUACGUUUUACAUACACAUGGGAUUUGCGAGGAUGGGGAUGACUCUGCAGAGGUCUUUUAUAAGCAUCAUAAUUUUCUGCUUUCGCGGAUGAUGAAAGGAGAGGAGGAGGUGAACUGGACAGAGACGAGUAUUUUUGCCCAUCUUUGUGAGAAGUUUCCGGAGGACUACGAAGAGCUGCGUGCUCAGAAAGAGUCUCAAGAAGCCGAAACCGAAGAAGAAGACAAUGAUGAGAUUGAGGAAGAAGCUGAGGAUGAGGAUGAGGAUGAGGAAAUGGAGGCUAGAGCUCCUACGCCAGACCCGAGUACAGUCUCAAAGGCUCAGGCAGAGUCUAUAUAUCAGGUAAUCCUCGAUCUGAAGGAAGCAGGGCAUCUCGCCAAGCGGCAAUUGAAUCUCGAGCUUGUCACGUCGACCUUGAUGACGCGCUUCGAAAUUGAUAGCGAGGAGUAUGCGCAGAACCUCAUAACUUCCACCGCUGCCGCCAUUCUUGAAGCCAUGAAUGAGGCGAAAACAAACAACUUUGACUGGUCAAAGAAAGUCAUCUACCGUGAGCUGAAAAAUGCGUCCAAAAGAAGAAAAUCAGAGAACGUGGCGUUCACUCCCUUGCGGCCACGGAUAACAGAGGAAGACAUCUCGUCCGAUGACGAAAGUGAUCGAGAACAGCCACGGCAACGUAGACCUCGUCAUCGCAAGUCAGUGCUACGACCAAAGAGUCAGAUCGCCACCAAGAGGACCGGCAAGCGAACUCGGAGUGCGGCCGCGGAGUAUGACCUUUCCGAUGACGAUAACCAGGAUGCAAUGGACGAAUUCGAGACUCCCAGCAAGGUCCGCGGCCACGAUCUCGUGCGUGACCCCCUGUCAACCAGGGCCAAGCGCCGAACUCGGUCGAUCCUCUCAGAUUCAGAAUCAACCCCAAUCAUUGAAAGAACCACGUUACAAGAAACACUCCAGAGCCGAGAUACGUCAGUCGCUGCCGCAGAGCAUAUGCCCGAUAUUGGGUCCUCGCAUGACAGCAAUUAUCCAGUAGAUACGUGGGUAUGCCAAGUGCCAGGCUGCGGAAAGACCGUACCCAAGUGCACUUCAAAACGCGGCAAAGAGAUGAUUCAAGAUCAUUCUCUUGCUCAUGCCGACGACACCAAGGCCAAGGUCGAUCUUGUCAUUGCAGAGCAGAAGCUGAAUUAUGGUCUUCGUGUUGACAACCUUCUCAGUCGGAUCCGAGACAUGGGAGCUCUGGAUGGAGCGUUCGCGGGCCUCGGUGGGCAGACGAAUGGAGCACAUAACGAGAUCGGUACCUAG
Molecule: messenger RNA, 1764 nt
Organism: Aspergillus calidoustus
Lineage: Eukaryota; Fungi; Ascomycota; Eurotiomycetes; Eurotiales; Aspergillaceae
Source: the annotation of a GenBank genome assembly